Messenger RNA from Belonocnema kinseyi, 2413 nucleotides. RefSeq names its product zinc finger protein 157-like. NCBI's taxonomy places the organism in Eukaryota, Metazoa, Arthropoda, Insecta, Hymenoptera, Cynipidae. The coding region runs from base 19 to 2088 and encodes 689 amino acids. Gene Ontology annotation, molecular function: zinc ion binding. The record is from RefSeq and is a predicted model, not a curated record. The transcript has 8 exons. Gene Ontology annotation, cellular component: nucleus.
UGAUUUCUUCCGCAAAUAAUGUCGGGUCAGGAACUGUGCCGGCUUUGUGCCGAGUCAAAAGAUAACUUCAUCGGGAUUUACGACUCCGAGGGACAAAAGCUGGCUAUUGAAGCUAAAAUUUCAAAGUGCUUGCGAAUCCAGGUUUUGAUAACAGACGGUUUACCAUUAUCGAUAUGCAUAGACUGCUGCCUUCUAUUGAAUCAAUGUAGCGAUUUUUACGAAAAAACAAAUCAAGCACAAACAUCUCUUCGCCGAUUGCUUAUUAUCAACCCAAAAGUUGAGCCUCAUUCUGUCGAAUCGAAUCUCGAGUGCAUCGAUAAAGCAGUGGCAUUCCCGAAAGUCGAAAAUUCCCAAGUCGAAGGAAUUGUCGAUUGUAAUUUGUCGAAUCCUAAUUAUAUUAGUAAUACAGUCACAGUUGAUGAUAACAACGUCGAUAUUAGUAACUCCGUUGACAUUACCACAAGUGUUGAAAUCUCCGACACAGUUGAAAUUAGCGAUACUUUAUUUACCGAUGAAAGUACAGAUGUUAAAUGUAUGCGGUAUUCUGCAAUUGAAGAAAUUCAAGAAGAGGGAAAGAAUAAGAAAUGCAAGACUGCGGUGAAAAAGAAUCCGCCUAAGCAGCCGAAAAAAAAGGUCAGAAAGAGGAGUCAAACACAAAAGAUGGAGGACCUUGAGUUAGGAUUGACCUCGGACUUAGAUGAAGAGCUGAAUGAACUCGAUGCGAAGUUGAAUGCUAAAAUUCCAGAUAAUUAUAUGACAGGUACGGAAUCUGAUAUGGAAAUGAUAGAAGCUCGAGCUGCAGAACCACAUAAACCUGGUCGACAAAGGGGGGAAGGAUUAGAUAGGUAUCCAUGGUUGUGCACGGAUUGCAAUGACAAGUUGCCGAGCUUAGAAGCAUUGCAGACUCAUCACGAAGUGAUACAUAAUCAGCAGGCGAAGUACAUGUGUGUUCAAUGCUGUAAAGUUUAUGACAAGUAUUAUGGAUUUAUAACCCAUGUUAAGAGGCACAGAACUAAAUCUAAAUUUAAAUGCGAGGAUUGUGGUAAAUCAUUUGUUCAUAAAAAAGUAUUAGAUUCUCACAAAGCAAUUCACAGUCAAGAACGUCCGCAUGUGUGUCAAACUUGUGGAAAAUCUUUUAGGCAGCAAAGUGCGUUGUACAUUCACAGCCGGUGCCAUUUGCCAGAAAACAUGAAAAAUCGAUUUCAGUGUGAUCAGUGCGACAAGAGAUUUUCCACUAAACCGAAUUUGGUAACGCAUAAACGGAUCCAUUCAGGCGUAAGAAACUUCACUUGUGAUCAGUGUGGUAAAAGUUUCAUACAAAAGGGAAAUUUGGAAGCGCAUUUUUUGACGCAUUCUGUUGAUAAACCUUACAAUUGUAGCCAGUGUCCCAAAGCUUUCAAGACCCCUCUACAGUUAAAAAAGCAUGAGACUGUUCAUACUGGUGCGAAACCUCAUCAAUGUGCUGUUUGUGGAAGAACUUUUCGAGAAAAAGGAACACUGCGAGAACAUCAUCGAAUACACACAGGGGCAAUGCCUUUUACGUGCGAAUUUUGUGGAAAAUGUUUCCGUUUCAAAGGAAUUUUAACGACGCACAGGCGUCAGCACACUGGUGAAAGGCCUUAUAGCUGCUUGGAAUGUCAACAUCAUUUUACUAAUUGGCCAAAUUACAAUAAGCACAUGAAACGCAGACAUGGUAUUAACACGUCGCACACAAAGCAUCUUCAGCAACCUUUGCAGCAGCAACAACAACAGCAAGAACAGCAACAACAAGUCCAACAAACUCAAGUUUCUGUUGAGGAAGAAAUUCUUCCCACGACGCAUGCAAAUGCUUCGACUGUUCAAGUAAUACAGACUGUACCCCAUUCCUCGAUCUCACAACCAAUAAUUGUUCAGGCCAUACCCACAACAAUUCAGAGCUUCCAACCGGAAGUUUCUGGUCUCGUUCAAGAAACAGUGUUUCGUGAGCGAAACACGGCAUAUUUUAAUGGCGUGCCUGCGGCGUUGCAAACUUUUCUCACUCCCAAUAUACCGUAUAAUUUUUACAAUAUUUCGAGCGUCACUGAAAAUGAUUUGAUUCAACACAGGUAAAAAAGGCCGAGCGACAAGUGAAAGGAACAGGUGUCUAUAGGUAUAAGGUAUCCGAUGAGGCCGUAUUUAAUACGUCAUUUAUUUUGUUCCAUCUUCAAAAAAUCCGAAGCUCUCUCGAAAACAUAAAAAAAAAAGAUUUGCACAUUUAUUUUUCACUGUUUAUCCACUUUACAAUGGGCGAGUUUUUCCGCUCACUGCGAAGAUUUAAAUUUAAUAAAUCAAAAAUAGUUUUUUAAUAUACAAAUUAUUAAUAAAAAUUUAUAGUUUAUUCGUCAAAUAGAGUCAAAGUGUGAGUUAUUCAGUUUUAUUAGAAAAUAUUUAAUAC